AUGGAGAAAGAACGAAAUCUACAGAACAAUGAACGAGUGAAUUUAGAUACGAUAUUGAAAAAUGAUAUCGGACAAUUUGGUAGAUUUCAACUGAGAAUGGUGGGCCUGGCCGCUCUGAUAGUCGUGUUCAUAGGAUGGUCGACCAGUGAGUACCUGUUCACGGUAGCUCGGAUUAACACGAGAUGUCUCAUCCCCGAGUGUGAAAAUAGAGAGGAUGCGACGUUUUCACCAUCUUGGGUGCUGAAUGCAAUACCAGCUAGUGGUAGCUCGUUCGACAAUUGUCAAAGAUUCGCUGAAUCUGAAAUUAUAUCUAACUUGACAAACGAAGUGUGUCCAACGGAAAUGUUCAACCGCGACAGACUAAUUAAUUGUGAUAAAUUCGUUUACGAAAACACUUAUUCAGUUGUUUAUGAGUUCAAUUUAGCUUGCGAUGAAUGGCGUCGAACGCUAGUUGGGUCAAUGCGGACGCUGGGCACUCUAGCGGCUCUUCCAAUAAUUGGCUUCAUUUCGGAUCGAUGGGGUCGCCGUGCUGCUGUCGUCGUAAGUUCCAUUAACGCCGCAUGGCUGGGACUCACCAGAUAUUGGGUUAACACGUACACAGGAUUUCUCAUUCUGCAAGUAGUCGAAUCCAUGUUUGGUUCUGGAGGAUUUUCAAGCUUUUAUAUUUUUUUGAUGGAGACCACAGGACCUAAAUACAGAGUCGUGGCUGGCGCUCUUAUGAAUACUUUCUUCGCUGUCGGUCAGAUGACUACAGGUCUCAUAGCAUGGGCUGUCCCUGACUGGAGAAAUUUAACUCUGACCUUGUAUAUUCCUCAAUUUCUUGCAAUAGUGUAUUUGUGGAUUAUGCCGGAGUCAGCUCGAUGGUACAUCAGCAAGGGUCGGUAUGAUGAGGCAGAAAAUGUAUUAAAAAAAGCUGCACGUAUUAAUAAAAAAGAACUGUCUAUUAAUUCUCUCCAGGCGUUAAGACAUAGUGCUGAGGAAGAAAAAAGAAUUAAUGAAAUACUAGAAAUACAAAAAACACAGGAACCCUGUCUUGCUGUUCAAGUAUUUCGCCAUAAGCCAAUUUUGAUUCGAGUAAUUGUGUCUCCGAUCUGGUGGAUCACGAGUACGUUGAUAUACUACGGGUUGUCUAUUAACUCCGUACACAUGGUGGGCAAUAGGUAUCUCAAUUUUGUAUUAGUAUCAGCAGUGGAAAUACCAGGUUAUUGGACGUCUAUGUUUCUUAUGGGGAAAGUUGGCAGAAAACCCGUGCUUAUUGGAGCAUAUUGGGUUUGCGCUCUUUGUCAGAUUGGAUACGUGUUCAUGCCAGAUGGUCUUUACGGAGUUUCUUUAACUAUAUAUUUAAUUGGGAAAUUCAGUAUUUCUAUGGUGAUCUCAGCAAUUUACAUUUACACGUCUGAGUUAUACCCUACCAAGCAUAGACACUCUCUCUUUGCAUUUUCUUCUAUGAUUGGGAGAAUUGGAUCUAUUCUGGCGCCACUGACGCCGGCUUUGGGUGCAGCUGUAUGGGACCAACUGCCUUUUGUCUUAUUUGGAAGCUUCGCGCUGCUGUCCGGUGCGCUAGUAAUGAUAACGCCAGAAACUCUCGGCACAAAGCUACCAGAUACGAUGACAGAAGCAUCUGAAAUAGGCAAAAUUAGUGACUAGCAUAUUGUGCAAAAUAAAAA
Messenger RNA from Vanessa atalanta (red admiral), 1667 nucleotides. RefSeq names its product organic cation transporter protein-like. Gene Ontology annotation, molecular function: transmembrane transporter activity. Gene Ontology annotation, biological process: transmembrane transport. The coding region runs from base 1 to 1647 and encodes 548 amino acids. NCBI's taxonomy places the organism in Eukaryota, Metazoa, Arthropoda, Insecta, Lepidoptera, Nymphalidae. The transcript has 6 exons. Gene Ontology annotation, cellular component: membrane. The record is from RefSeq and is a predicted model, not a curated record.